Molecule: messenger RNA, 573 nt
Organism: Lathyrus sativus (Indian pea)
Lineage: Eukaryota; Viridiplantae; Streptophyta; Magnoliopsida; Fabales; Fabaceae
Source: the annotation of a GenBank genome assembly
AUGGUGCUGGUGUUGGCCCUAGGGGAUUUGCAUGUGCCCCACAGAGCACCUGAUCUCCCUGCAAAGUUCAAAUCAAUGCUUGUCCCUGGCAAGAUUCAACAUAUUAUUUGCCCUGGAAAUUUAUGUAUUAAAGAAGUUCAUGACUACUUGAAGACUCUUUGUCCAGAUUUGCAUAUAACUCGUGGCGAGUAUGAUGAAGAGUCGAAAUAUCCAGAGACUAAAACACUAACCAUUGGUCAAUUUAAGCUUGGACUUUGCCAUGGUCAUCAGGUUAUUCCAUGGGGAGACCUAGAUUCACUAGCAAUGCUGCAAAGGCAACUUGAUGUAGACAUCCUUGUGACAGGUCACACCCAUCAGUUUACAGCAUACAAACACGAGGGUGGUGUAGUUAUAAAUCCAGGCUCUGCAACUGGUGCCUAUAGCAGUAUCACAUAUGAUGUGAACCCAAGUUUUGUCCUCAUGGACAUUGAUGGUCUGCGUGUUGUGGUCUACGUGUAUGAACUGAUUGAUGGAGAGGUUAAGGUUGACAAGAUAGAUUUCAAGAAAACAUCCUCAAACCAGUCUGCUCACUGA